GCGGCUGUUGGUAGUAGGCCUAGUUGUGAGGUGUAUUCGUUACAUGAGACUGUAUACGUGUUGCACCACGAAGUUGCAUAGCAUACAUAUUCGAUAUUUUUAAUCUCUGUUAAUACUUUCGUACUUAAAGCUAAAUAUUUCAAAUUUGAUUUAAAUAGCUAUUUUUUUUCUUUCUAAUUUAUAUUUGUUAGACCAAAACGUUCUGCACGUCAGACAUUGUUGGCGAAGCUAUUUCUACUACUACUAGUAAUUCACCGGCCACUGCAACUUUACUGAAUACGGCACGACAUUCCUUGAGCACGGCAUUCUAUAAGCGACAUGGCGGAACCAGUCUCUGUGGACUUUCGUAAAGACCCGGAAUUGAAAUACCUUGUUGUUGACAGAAAUGUUGGGAUAAACGAUCCCACUAUCCAGGCAGAGUGGACAUCCAAAAAAUUGAUUUGGAUACCCCACGAACAACAAGGAUUCGUUUCAGCGAGCAUCAAAGUGGACAGAGGAGAUGAGCUGGAAGUAGAAAUCGUGGAGACAAGUAAAAGAUGCGUGGUGAAUAAAGAUGAUGCCCAAAAAAUGAAUCCUCCAAAAUUUAGCAAAGUCGAAGACAUGGCAGAAUUAACAUGCCUUAAUGAAGCAUCUGUCCUACAUAACUUGAAAGAUCGAUAUUAUUCUGGUUUGAUAUAUACUUACUCUGGCUUGUUCUGUGUGGUUGUAAACCCUUACAAGAAGCUCCCGAUCUACACAGAGAAAGUGAUUGAUCUGUACAAGGGCAAGAAAAGACACGAAGUUCCUCCCCACAUCUUCGCUGUUACCGAUGGAGCGUAUCGAAGCAUGUUACAAGAUCGAGAGGAUCAGUCCAUCCUAUGCACAGGCGAGUCCGGAGCAGGGAAAACAGAAAACACUAAAAAAGUUAUACAGUACCUUGCCUACGUAGCAUCAUCCAAGCCACGAUCAACCACUGCAGCACUGCAUACGGCACAGUUACCACCUGAUGUGUUUCUCCAG
This is a messenger RNA of Limulus polyphemus (Atlantic horseshoe crab), 999 nucleotides long. RefSeq names its product myosin-10-like. The record is from RefSeq and is a predicted model, not a curated record. Gene Ontology annotation, biological process: vesicle transport along actin filament; actin filament organization. Gene Ontology annotation, cellular component: cytoplasm; actin cytoskeleton; vesicle. The transcript has 5 exons. The annotation marks the transcript as partial. NCBI's taxonomy places the organism in Eukaryota, Metazoa, Arthropoda, Merostomata, Xiphosura, Limulidae. Gene Ontology annotation, molecular function: microfilament motor activity; ATP binding; actin filament binding.